Messenger RNA from Exophiala aquamarina CBS 119918, 1230 nucleotides. RefSeq lists its product as uncharacterized. The transcript is spliced from 4 exons. The record is from RefSeq and is a predicted model, not a curated record. Gene Ontology annotation, molecular function: protein binding. Gene Ontology annotation, cellular component: cytoplasm. Bases 1 to 1230 code for a protein of 409 amino acids. Lineage: Eukaryota; Fungi; Ascomycota; Eurotiomycetes; Chaetothyriales; Herpotrichiellaceae.
AUGAACGUCAACAAGAAGCUCGAUCGUUUCAAGCAAUGGGCGGGCGAGCGCAUGGGCUCGGAGAUAAAGACCAACGUGUCUGACGAUUUCAAAGCCCUGGAGUUGGAAAUGGGACUCCGACAGGAGGGUCUCGAUAAGAUGCAACGCUCAACCAACUCCUAUGUCAAAGCAGUAUCAAAGCGAUCCGAGAUCGAAGGCAAGGAGAAGAUAUUGCCAAUCGCUUACAUGGGUGGGACAAUGAUAUCACAUGGCGAGGACUUCGACAUCGAUUCAGAAUUAGGACAAUGCCUUACCAUGUUCGGUCGAACCCAAGAGCGGCUUGCUCGUGCUCAAGAAACUUACAUUACUAGCGCCACAAGCACAUGGCUAGAGUCUCUGGAAAGGUCUUUGGUCCAGAUGAAGGAGUAUCAAGCAUCGCGUAAGAGGCUCGAAACCCGGAGAUUGGCAUAUGAUACGUCACUUGCCAAGAUGCAGAAGGCGAAGAAAGAAGAUUUCAGGGUGGAAGAAGAGCUGCGGAAUCAGAAAGCCAAAUACGAGGAAUCAGCAGAUGAUGUCCUUCGUAGGAUGGAAGAAAUUCGGGAUACUGACCCAGAGUGUGUGGCUGAUCUUGGGGCUUUUCUCGAUGCCGAGUUGGCAUAUCAUGAGAAGUGUCGAGAGGCCCUCCUUCAACUAAGGAAUGAAUGGCCAUCAAGGUCGCAGCAAUCCCGUGGUGGCCGCCCUACACCAAGAUCCAGGUCCAACACAGUUCGAUCCUACACGCAAUAUGUCGAGCCUGUGGAAGAAGCGCCCCCUGUUGUCGAAGUCCGACCGACGAUUCGAUCGAGUCGUGCUCCGUCUGACUACACACCCAGCGUAUCGACAUCACGACCAAAUCUGGGAAGAUCGACUACAUUCGACCAUUCCCCUCAACCAACGAGAGAUUUGUCGCCUGGAACAAUGCCACGUAUCACCCGCGUACCUAGCGAUUCUCUCAUGAUACGGACAGCUCGGUCCAAUUUGCGCAACGUUGAGGAACACGAUGUUUUCGCAGAUGACUCAGGCUCCUACACGAAUGGUGGUUCCGAUCAUGGCUAUGGAGAUCAAUCUGUCUCGCCUGCCACUUCACAUGGAAGCGGAACAUUCACUCCUGGGUCAGGCAAGAAAGGUGCCGCACCUCCACCACCUCCUCCUUCACGUGCAAAGAAGCCUCCUCCACCACCCAUACCUGCAAAGAGAUCCGUCAUUACCUGA